Molecule: messenger RNA, 1920 nt
Organism: Aspergillus heteromorphus CBS 117.55
Lineage: Eukaryota; Fungi; Ascomycota; Eurotiomycetes; Eurotiales; Aspergillaceae
Product: gluconeogenesis factor YvcK family protein
Exons: 2
Coding region: 112-1674 (520 amino acids)
Molecular function (GO): LPPG:FO 2-phospho-L-lactate transferase activity
Source: RefSeq, a predicted model, not a curated record
CAGGAACCGAUCACCGCAAUAUUGUUAGUCUCCGCCACACUCCCCCCUGAACAUCGGAAAACCAUGUAAACCCCCAACGGCGGGUUUCUGAGAGAUCAUCUUGAUCGAACCAUGACGAGCGCCACAGCCCCGAACCGGGGCCUGGUGGUCUUCUCGGGGGGCAGCGCGGCGAACAACCUGGUGGACGUGUUCAACGCCGUGCGGGAGAGCAAACACUGUCCGCUGAGCUACAUCAUCCCCAUCAGCGACAAUGGCGGCUCGUCGUCCGAGCUGAUCCGCAUCUUCGGGGGCCCUGGCAUUGGCGACGUUCGCAGCCGACUGGUGCGCCUCAUCCCCGAAUCGCCUCCGGAUUCCGAACGAGCGGCCAUCAAGACGCUGUUCAACCAUCGACUCUCCGCCGAUGCCAGCACCGCCCAUGGCGAAUGGCACGCGAUCGUGGACGGCACCUCCAUCCUCUGGACGGCCAUCACGCCCGCCAAACGCGAACUCAUCCGCUCGUUCUUCAACCUGCUGAACCUGGAGAUCCUCAAGCGCGCGCGUCCCCCGUCCUCCACCUUCGACUUCACCUCCGCCAGCGUCGGCAACCUCUUCCUCACCGGCGCCCGCCUCUUCAGCGGCAGCUUCGAGAGCGCCAUCUACCUCCUGGGCAGCAUCUGCGACGUGCCGUCGGACCUCGUCCGCGUCAUCCCCGCCAUCAACUCCAACUUCUCCCACCACAUCUCCGCCUCCCUCGCCAACGACACCGUCAUCGUCGGCCAGAACAGCAUCUCCCAUCCCAGCGAGGCAACCGCCCUCCAGCCCCGUCCGGGCUCGCGUCCUCCAAGCCUCCUCCUCGCCGACGGCGGCGAAUACCUCGAGGAGACACCAACCACCACCACCACCCCCACCUACGAAGACGACCAAGACCACCCCCCAGGCUCCCUCCCCACCCUCCGCAACAAAAACAUCCGCUUCAACAAGUCCCAAAACGAAGAGCUGCCCUCCCGCAUCACCCGCAUCUGGUACAUCAACCCCUACGGCCAGGAGAUCCGCCCCCCCGCCAACCCCCGCGUCAUCGAGGCCCUCCGCGCCGCCCAAGCCAUCAUCUACAGCAUCGGCUCCCUCUACACAUCCAUCAUCCCGUCUCUGAUCCUCCGGGGCGUUGGACAGGCGAUCGCUACGGGCCCCGCGAGACAUAAGAUUCUUAUUUUGAAUGGCUCGUUGGAUCGUGAGACCGGGCCGGCCUGUCAGCCUUUUACGGCGGUGGAUUUCGUAGAGGCUGUUACGAGGGCUGGAGAGGAGAGUCGUGGGAGGGGGGCGCUGGGGCUGGUUUCUUCUGGGGGUUCAACCAGUAUUUCCUCUGGGGUUGGGGUUGGUGAUGAUCUUGGCAAAAAACCGCUACCAUAUGCAUCCUACGUCACACAUAUCCUCCAUCUAGACGGACCCGGAACGCCCCGGGUCGACAGGGAGCGAUUAGCGGAGAUGGGCAUCGAGACGCUUCGACUAUACGGGCGGAAGAUUGUCGCCACGGGCUCGGAUGGCAUCGAGGUGCCCGCCGGGAUGCUGUACGAUGGCACGGCGUUGGUCCAGGCGCUGGAGGUCGUCCUCGGGAGGAAGGGGGAUGCUAUGUUGAGAGGUGGCGAGGGGAAUGGGUUGAGUCGGAGGAAUACCCUGGAUCCGGGACGGAAGAGGUGAUUGGUAUAGAUGAAUAGGGGAGCUGUCGAGGUGUGUGUUGAGGUGGUCUGGUCUAUCGGUAGACUGUAGAUGGCUAGAGGAUAGGGGAGGGGAGGCACUCUCGGCGUUAGAAAUUUUUGGAACAUGGGUGGGAAGACUGGUGUUUCUUGAUAAAUUGGGAUAGAUAUUUCUUUCUGUUUGGUGUUGAGUUCUUGAAAGGACGUAGAUGAUUGUUAUUUGUGUUUAGUGCUGUGUUUCGUUUAGUAU